AUGUUUGGGUGGCAGGAAAAGACAGCUGGAAUCUAUGUUGAGAUUGGAGCGUUUGAUGGCAUCACGUUUUCCAACACGCUUUCAUUGCACAGCUGCCUGGGUUGGUCUGGCAUGUUGAUAGAAGGUGGCCCGCGCAACUUCGAGCGGCUGCGUCGAAACUUGGCCACCACGCGCCCCAGCAAUGUGGUUGUCCACUUUGGUGCGAUUUGCGAGCCUCCAGAGUCAAAUCUAACUUUCCUAACUGGCAAGCAAACGGGAUUGGCUGAGCAUGGAGCAGCUGAUGGCGAUGCGAAGCACUUGUUGCCAACUGCUGAGCACAUAUCUCAUCGCCAUUACGGCACUGCUACCGUGCCUUGCAAGCCAAUGUCAUGGUAUCUUCGGUCUCUUUGGUCCAGCCAUGUGGACUUCUUCUCUUUGGAUGUCGAAGGCGCCGAACUGGAGGUGUUGCUCACUAUGAACUUUAGAGAAGUCACUGUGGAAGUGUUCAUGAUCGAGCUGCUGGAGAGAUCCGAGUCUGACCAGCAGAGGAACUGGAAGGUGCUGAACCUGAUGGCAAAUCUUGGUUACUGCAAGUGCCGCAGUGAAAAGAUAAGGUACAACGGUCUUUUUGUCCGGGAGCAGGGGCCAUUUUCAAGCAAAUGUGCUUGA
Molecule: messenger RNA, 648 nt
Organism: Symbiodinium sp. CCMP2592
Lineage: Eukaryota; Dinophyceae; Suessiales; Symbiodiniaceae
Source: the annotation of a GenBank genome assembly